AUGGUGGCAGGCACGGCGGAUGAGAGCAAAGCCUUUGGGCUGCUGGAGGAGCUGCUGGCGAAGGAGGACUUCGACAAGGCCUUCAAGACGGCUUCGAAACUUCCCACGGGCCCUGAGCAAACGGAGGCCCUCGUCUACGCGGCGCUGCAGACGAACAGAUGGGAAGAUGCGAGAGCAGCAAUUCGCAAGCUGCGGCAGCAGCAGCAGCAGCAGCAGCAGCAACAGCAGCAGCAGCAGCAGCAGCAGCAGCAGCGGAAGCAGCAAGAGGGGGCCCCUGCCACGCCCCCGCUGCUGCUGGAGGAGGCCUACUGUAUGUACAGACUCAACAAGCCCCAGAAGGCGCUGCUGCUGCUCUCCGAGCUGCAGCAGCAGCAGCAGCAGCAGCAGUACAACACAACUGCUGCUACGCAUCUCCACGCCCAAGUGGUAACUGCUGCUGCUGCUGCUGCUGCUGCUGUCGUGAGAAGCAGCGCUGCUGCUCAGUGUGCUGCUGCUGCUGCUGCUGCUCCGGCGUCUCCCCCUGCGAACUGCAGCAGCAGCGAAACCUUCGAGCUGCCUUUUAAUGCUGCAGCACUUGCCAUGCAGCAGCAGCAGCCGCAAGCAGCAGCAGCUUUGCUGCAGCGCUCUUUAGAAUUGUGUGCAGCAGAAGCUGGCGUUGCUGUUGGAGACGCGCUGCGGUGUAUAGACAGCGGAGAGCUCGCGGGGGUUUUGGUGCAGCAAGCUGUGCUGCAGCAGCAAAUGGGAGAUGCAGCAGCAGCAGAAGAUGUUUAUGCUGCUGUUCUUGCUGCUGUUGAGCAGCAGCAAACCAUAGACGCAGGAGUUGCUGCAGUUGCAGUCACCAACACCUUUGCUGCUGCCCUCAACAGAGGCCAGCAGCAGCAGCAGCAGCAGCAGCAGCAGCAGCAGCAGCAGCAGCAGCACGAUUUGGAUGUUCUUAUAAGAAGAGCCACAAAAGGAGCAACAGAGACACUGGAACGCAAACUCACUGUCCCGCAGGCUUUGGGCAUUGGAGUCAAUCGGUGCAUAGGCCUUCUGAAGGGCGGACGGGUGGAGGAGUGCCGCCGUGUCUUGGCGUCGCUGACUUCUCGCUUUGGAAGUUCAGUUUCUUUGUUGCGGCUGAAGGCAGCAGCACAGUUUGCUGCAUCGCGGCCAACAAAAGCAGACGAGCUGCUGAAGCUGCUGCUGAGCUCGCCAGCGCUCAGCAGCAGCAGCAGCAGCAGCAACACUGCAGCAGCAGCAGCAGCAGCAACGCAGCGGCUGCAGCUGCAGAUAUGUCGGCUGGCGCUGCUGCUGCAGCAAGGCAACCGCCAGGGCUUCCGCACUUUGCUGCGGGACGUGCAGCAGCAGCUGUUGCAGCACCUGCAGCAGCAGCAGCAGCAGCAGCAGGGCAGCAGCAGGGAAGAAGAGCUCUGGAGGAAACUCAGGUAA
This is a messenger RNA of Eimeria necatrix, 1428 nucleotides long. RefSeq lists its product as hypothetical. Lineage: Eukaryota; Apicomplexa; Conoidasida; Eucoccidiorida; Eimeriidae. Gene Ontology annotation, biological process: SRP-dependent cotranslational protein targeting to membrane. Gene Ontology annotation, cellular component: signal recognition particle, endoplasmic reticulum targeting. The transcript is spliced from 8 exons. Gene Ontology annotation, molecular function: protein binding; 7S RNA binding; ribosome binding. The record is from RefSeq and is a predicted model, not a curated record. Bases 1 to 1428 code for a protein of 475 amino acids.